This is a messenger RNA of Hibiscus syriacus, 2005 nucleotides long. RefSeq names its product magnesium transporter MRS2-1. Gene Ontology annotation, molecular function: magnesium ion transmembrane transporter activity. The coding region runs from base 73 to 1401 and encodes 442 amino acids. NCBI's taxonomy places the organism in Eukaryota, Viridiplantae, Streptophyta, Magnoliopsida, Malvales, Malvaceae. The record is from RefSeq and is a predicted model, not a curated record. The transcript is spliced from 6 exons. Gene Ontology annotation, biological process: magnesium ion transport; transmembrane transport. Gene Ontology annotation, cellular component: membrane.
GGGCUUUGAUUAACUCUUCUUCACCCUUAUUUUGGAGUUAAAUCUCAGUUUCGUUUAUUCGAGUUUAUUGUGAUGGUGGACCUGAAAGAGCGUUUGCUUCCACCAAAACCUCAGUCAGCUAUAAACAUUAGAGAUGCUUCUUUUUGGCCAUCUGCCUCUGGACGCCAGCCUUUCCAAGGCAUGGAUUUAUCAGGGUUAAAGAAGCGUGGCCAAGGACUUCGAUCUUGGAUCCGUGUUGAUACAUUUGGGAAUUCGCAAGUAAUUGAGGUUGACAAGUUCACUAUGAUGCGUCGUUGUGAUCUACCUGCCCGGGACCUACGGCUUCUUGAUCCUUUGUUUGUUUACCCCUCGACAAUCCUUGGUCGAGAGAAGGCUAUUGUUGUAAAUUUGGAGCAGAUACGGUGUAUAAUCACUGCUGACGAGGUUCUACUCUUGAAUUCUCUUGAUAGCUAUGUUUUGCAGUAUGUUGUGGAGCUACAAAGGCGACUAACAAGUGGAGUAGGAGAGGUUUGGCAAUCUGAGGGUCCUGAGUUGAGCAGAAGAAGAAGCAGUAGGGGUUUUGACAAUGUAUAUGGGAGUACAUCCCCCGAUUAUUUGCCCUUUGAGUUUAGGGCGCUUGAAGUUGCUUUGGAAGCUGCCUGUACGUUCCUUGAUUCACAGGCAGCAGAGUUGGAAAUUGAAGCAUAUCCACUACUGGAUGAGCUUACAUCAAAGAUCAGUACAUUAAACUUGGAGCGUGUCCGCAGAUUGAAGAGCAGACUUGUUGCAUUGACUCGAAGAGUUCAGAAGGUUAGAGAUGAGAUAGAACAGCUAAUGGAUGAUGAUGGAGAUAUGGCGGAAAUGUAUCUUACUGAGAAGAAGAGCAGGAUGGAAUCAUCAUUCUAUGGUGAUCAGUCUUUGAUGGGAUUGAGAUCAAAUGAUGGACUUUCUGCUUCGGCUCCAGUUUCUCCUGUUUCUUCACCUCCCGAAUUACGCAGGCUGGACAAAAGCCUCAGCAUUGCAAGGAGCCGCCAUGAGAGCGUGAGGAGUUCAGAGAGCACUACAGAAAAUAUUGAAGAGCUUGAGAUGUUACUGGAAGCAUACUUUGUUCUCAUUGACAGCACCCUAAAUAAGUUGACUUCGCUGAAAGAGUACAUUGAUGACACAGAAGAUUUCAUCAACAUUCAGCUGGAUAAUGUUCGAAACCAGCUGAUCCAAUUUGAACUGCUAUUGACAACUGCGACCUUUGUUGUUGCUAUUUUUGGGGUUGUAGCAGGGAUAUUUGGUAUGAACUUUCCCAUAACUUUUUUUGAUUACCCUGGUGCAUUUAAGUGGGUCCUCAUAAUUACUGGGAUUUCUGGGAUCAUCAUAUUUUGUGCAUUUGUAUGGUUCUUCAAGUACAGAAGACUGAUGCCCCUAUGAAAAAAGAAAAAUAAAAACAAGAGAAAGAACUUUUGGCAUCAUUGUUGUUAUCAGUUUUAUGUACCCUGAAAUGUAUAUGGGAACUUAGAAAACCAAAACAGUUUUCUUUUGUUGCAAUUCCGUUUCAUCUUUCCCUACAAAUGCACCAUACAUUGGGAAAAUUGGAGGAAGAAAGAGACUGAAGCCAAGACGCGUGAGUGAUUGUAUCUGGUGUUAGAACAUAGAACUUGACAACCCCAGCUGACUCGGUCUUCUCGUUUCCCAUGGGUUUUGUCGUGCCCUCGAUCGGAUAUGUCUGUUUUGGACUCUUAUAUGAGAUCUUGAUUUUCAACUUCUGGCUUGGGGUGACAAACUUGAGGGACUGUGGUUGGUAAUGAAAGGUACCUACUGGAUUACGGAAAUGAUCUGAUCCGGUGCAGUGGGGGGAAGUUGAGUAUCCGGUUGAUUGAUCGUGAUAAAACUGAUAAAACGGUUUGUCUUAACAGGUGUGGCUGAAUCAAUCAAAGCCCAAGGAAAACUAUAUAUCAUUAUAUUGCAUGUAUAAUUGUUGGGUGUUUAUCACCUGUCCACAUCUUUAAAAUAAAAGAAUCAGACAUGAAAUCAA